Racocetra fulgida is the source of this 612-nucleotide messenger RNA. The record is from the annotation of a GenBank genome assembly. Lineage: Eukaryota; Fungi; Glomeromycota; Glomeromycetes; Diversisporales; Gigasporaceae.
ACUCUCCCACUUGAUCUGUUACUAGGACAACCACAUGCUUUCUUUGAUCAAAUUUCAAAGGUUGUUCGUGAUGAAUUAUCUAAUGAUCUGGAGCAAUAUACAAAUAGAAUUCAGGAUGCAUUAAAAAAAGCAAUAAACAGGUUUAUUGGUGAAUGCAAAGAUCAGAAAUGUAUUAAGUCUCCACAACAAUUUCUUCUGCAAAUAGUGGCAAUACCUGCAGUCAGUGUUAUUAUUGGUGAAGAUUUAUCAAAUGAUGAAGAACUCAUCAAUACCUUUGCUAAUUUAACAAGAGACAUUAUUCCAGCAAUUUCAUUGCCUCCGGUCUUAAAUUUUAUUCAUCCUUCCCUUCAUGCUAAAUUUUUUGCAAUUAUACAAGUUAUCAAACAAUAUGAGCAUAAAAAAAGAGAAUUUAAACCUCCGUAUGGUGCCCGUCCUGAAUUUUGGAAAGAAUUGCUUGAAGAAAAUGAAAGAAUUUCAUGCGAAAUUGAAGAUGGAUAUUUGACUCGUCAAGAUGUAAAAAAAAUGAUUAAAUUAGAUAGCUUUAUAAGAGAAACUUUAAGAAUUUGGCAACCAAUUGGUAAAAUUCUUUUAAUACUAUUAUUCUGUUGUUAA